Panicum virgatum (switchgrass) is the source of this 1453-nucleotide messenger RNA. Its product is annotated as CRAL-TRIO domain-containing protein C23B6.04c-like. The record is from RefSeq and is a predicted model, not a curated record. Gene Ontology annotation, molecular function: phosphatidylinositol transfer activity. NCBI's taxonomy places the organism in Eukaryota, Viridiplantae, Streptophyta, Magnoliopsida, Poales, Poaceae. The transcript is spliced from 6 exons. Bases 261 to 1145 code for a protein of 294 amino acids.
CGAGUGCGUUGAUUCCUGCGCCCUCCAGAGUAGAGGACCGGCGAGCGUGGUGGAGACUGGCGAGGGAGGAAAGAAAAUUCCAGUCCAACUCUAGCGCCGAUUCCCUUCACCUCUUCUUCUUCUUCUUCUUCCCCGCAGCGCCGGCCCUCGCCAGGCCCGUCUUGCCGCCAGUGCGCCACGACUCGCAGGCUCGCAGCUCCCUGGGCCGCCUGCCUUCUUUGCGUAUCCUGGGUUGAGCGACGCUGGUAGUGAAAGGAACCAUGUUUAGGAGAAAGCACGCCUCUCAUUUCGAUUCUACUGAUGCAGAUCAGCGAAAAGCAAAGAUCAAUGAACUGAAAUCUGCACUAGGGCCUUUGUCCGCCCGAGGUGAGAAGUACUGCAGUGUAGCAUGCUUGGCAAGAUAUCUAGAAGCCCGCAACUGGAAUGUUGCUAAGGCUAGAAAAAUGUUGGAAGAAAGUCUCAAGUGGAGAGCAGCUUACAGGCUGGAAGAUAUUCGAUGGCCUGAAGUUUCUGUUGAAUCAGAAACAGGUAAAAUGUACAGGGCAAGUUUUCAAGAUAGAGAGGGGAGACCUGUUCUUGUUAUGGCACCGGCAAAGCAGAAUACAUCGUCACACGAGGGGCAGAUACGGUUCCUUGUAUAUACUUUGGAGAAUGCUGUCCUGAACCUGCCUGAAGGUCAAGAGAAAAUGGUCUGGCUGAUAGACUUCACAGGAUGGACAAUGGCAAAUGCUGUGCCCAUAAAGACUGCCCGAGAAUCUACAAAUAUCCUGCAAAAUCAUUACCCUGAGAGGCUGGCCGUUGCAUUGCUAUUUAAUCCCCCGAAAGUAUUUGAAGCGUUUUGGAAAGUUGUCAAGUAUUUCCUUGACCCAAUAUCGAUAGAGAAGGUGAAGUUCGUGUACCUGAAGGAUGAGGAGAGCAUGAAGGUCAUGCACAAGUACAUUGACCCGAAAGUCAUUCCUGUUGAGUUUGGGGGCAAGAACGUUGUGGUUUACAACCAUGAGCAGUACUCUGAGUUGAUGACAAAAGAUGACAUCAAAACUGCUAACAUCUGGGGAGAAGAUGCAAAAACUGACCAUGUUAAUCAUGUCAUCAGUGGGCCCUUGGUUCCUGAGGUCACCCCUCUGCCGUCAUUACUUACUACUUAAGCCUGUUAUGGAGUGUCAACCCCUCCUGUGACAAGAGUUGCUAUUUCGUAUACCUUUCAAGGAAGGAAAUAGACAGGUAGUGGAAUGUUGAGUUGUUGACACUUGACAAUCAAACAGAAAUGAAUGAAUAACAAAUAAUGUAUUACUUGGUCAUACUCAAACCUGUUCAUGUAAUCAAACGGUAUACCCAGAGUCCAGACGAUUCUACUUCAAGAGAAUUUCAUCUUUGGUGAUUGGGAAUCGGUCAGACCCCCAACCCCAAAAGAAUGAAGGGUAUAAUAUUUCGGCAAAUUUGGUCGAAUUUUACU